UCGGUUUUGCUGCGAAAACCAAAGCAUUUGAAGUUUCCUACCUGUUCAUUUUCAGUUUUUCUGUAUUUUGGCGGAUUUUUAAUGGAUCUGCCCUGUCAACAGUGGGUUCGGCAUGUUGAACAGAAGUGGACUGGACUGGGUCCUGAAGGAAGGGAGCGAUUCUCUAUCCUAGCAGAUAUAAAUGACAUAUUCAACAACGCGCUGUCACUUACGCAACCAGACGAUCUCAAUACUUUGUCUAUAAUCUCUGACAAGUACUCAGUUAAAAAGUCUCCAGAGCCCGCAUCUGAGUUUAGGGAGCAAGGUAACCUCAGCUUCAAGGUGAAAGAUUACACAUCAGCUGCACUGUUUUAUUCUAAGGGUAUUUGCCAUGCUGAUAAGAAUACAGAACAGCUGUCCUUGUGCUACGCAAACCGAUCUGCAGCUCUCUUUUAUCUCACCCUUUAUAAAGAAUGUCUAGAGGACAUUCGUCAAGCUUUGGAGGCCGGCUACCCGAGCCACCUGCGGGACAAACUGAUCACUAGAAAGACCGCCUGCCUGAAUCAGCUCAGCAAGCUUGAAAAAUCCAACACUCCAGCCCCAAAUAACCCACCACCACCAAGCACAUCACAUGGCGUGUCUGUUUAUUUCAGUCCUGGGAAAGGUCGGCACCUGUUGGCCACGGAAAAUAAACUAGCCGGUGAUGUGGUGCUGGUGGACGAGGCUUACGGCUGUGUUCUUAUCCCAGGUAUCAAACUCAUCACAGAGACUGAAAAGACAGUGUUUGACACUGAAGACAGACAUUGUCAUCACUGCCUAUGCCGAACACUGAGUUCUGUGCCCUGUCCUAACUGUAGUUACGCUCGGUACUGUGACGAGAGGUGUCGAAAAGAGGCAUGGAGCCAGUGGCACCAAUGGGAGUGCGCUGUUGGAGCAGACCUGUUGGUUUUAGGUGUUCUGACGCAUCUUGCACUAAGGGUUGCGUUGAAAGCUGGGCAAAAGGAGGUUCAAAGCGCAAAGGAAAGUUCAUGUCCGGUGGAAAACCAAGCUGGACUGUUUAAAAGUGAUUCAUCAGUCCAAUUGAACUUUGAAGGCCACUGUACCAAGAGUUCAGAUCAUACAGACUGUUACCAUGGCAACUCAUAUCUAGGCAUCUACAGUCUUUUACCACAUGUGGGAGAACACUCACCUAGCUUACGAUUCUUACUUGCAGUCACCACAGCAACACUUUAUAAGAAGCUGCAUGGUGGUCCUCCAUCGGACAUGUGGGAAUCUUGCGAGGAUGACAGAGGAGCCUGGAAGCCCGAGAUGAGCAUGCUGGGAGCCACAGUUCUGAGGCACCUGAUGCAGCUCAGGUGUAAUGCACAAGCAGUAACUGCUAUUAGAGUUACAGAAGAGACUGGCACUUCUGUUCAACCCAGCAACGAAAUCCGCAUCGCCACGGCAAUCUUUCCCGUCCUCAGCCUACUUAACCACUCCUGCAGUCCAAACACCAGCAUCUUCUUCACAACAGGCUUUAUAAACAACCAGCUCACUCAGUUCUCUGGUUCAAGUCAAGGUGACCAUUCUGAGACCCUUCACAGCGGUGUGACAGUCACUUUACGUACUUCAAAAGACCUCAUGGCGGGACAGGAGAUUCUGCACUGUUACGGCCCUCACUGUAGCAGAAUGACUGUGAAGGAGCGUCAGCGCCUCCUGCUGGAGCAGUACUUUUUCACCUGUGACUGUGUGGCUUGUCUGAGAGAGCAUGCAGAAAAUAAAACAAGCGAAGAUCGGAAGACAGCGCUGGGUUUGAAGUGUGAGAAUUGUGAACAGCCUCUUCAGGCCUACAUGGAAAGGUACGUGUGCUCUCAGCCAUCCUGCAGUCAUCAGAUCACCAGUGCUGAAGUGCAGAAGAAACUUCAGGGUUUGCAGAACUUACUAGACCAAGCUAUUCAUCUAAUGGAGAGAGACAGAUCAGACGAUGCCUUAAGGAUCCUUAAAUCUGCCUCAUCUCAGGCAGACAGCAUUCUGACAGAUACUCAUCCUGUAAAAGGUGAACUUGCGGAUGCAACAGCUCGUGUAUAUGCCACCAACGGUGACUGGAGUCGGGCUGCAUCCCAUCUCAAGCUCAGUAUUGUUGCCAUAAAAGCCCAAUAUGGAGAGGACUGCGUUGAAUUGGGACGGCAGUUUUUUAAACUGGCACAAUUGCAUUUUAAUGGCGGAGACCGCAGAGCCACUCUCUCUGUCAUCCCCAAGGCCCGCAGGCUUCUCUCUCUCCACUGUGGCCCUCUUUGUGAAGAGCUACAGGAACUACAGGAAAUGGAGCACUGUUUAAAAUGACUGGUUUGCAAGAAGUCAUAACCAAAAGGUUAUCAGUUGACAGAGUGUUUUGAAACAUUCAUAUCUUUUGUCUCAGAAAUAUGUGAAACCUAA
Messenger RNA from Triplophysa dalaica, 2394 nucleotides. RefSeq names its product SET and MYND domain containing 4 (gene smyd4). Gene Ontology annotation, molecular function: protein binding. The record is from RefSeq and is a predicted model, not a curated record. Bases 82 to 2301 code for a protein of 739 amino acids. Lineage: Eukaryota; Metazoa; Chordata; Actinopteri; Cypriniformes; Nemacheilidae. The transcript is spliced from 10 exons.